This is a messenger RNA of Porites lobata, 36233 nucleotides long. Lineage: Eukaryota; Metazoa; Cnidaria; Anthozoa; Scleractinia; Poritidae. The record is from the annotation of a GenBank genome assembly.
UGCUCUAUCCAUAUCAAUAUACUUUUCAAGAGAAGGCUACGAAAGCGUCCUCAUUUCUUGUUAAUUAGCUUGGCUUUCGCUGAUCUCUUGGUUGGAUUAAUUCCAAUGCCACUUUUCAUCAUGAACCAAGCAAACUUACUGCCACCUACUGCUUUUUGGGUUUAUCUGUGCGUGGAUAUGAUUACAGGCUUAAGCUCGGUCUUCACCCUGACGGCUAUUUCCCUAGAAAGACUACACGCCAUUGCUCGCCCUCUUCGCCAUCGACAACUCACCUUACGCAGCUAUGCGAUUGCCAUAGCAACCCCAUGGAUCUUCUCCCUGUCGUUAUCUUAUUUGCUCUCAGUUUUUUCCGUUAUAACCUCCCUUCAGUUCAGUUGUGUGAUAACUAUUAGCUUGUCAACACCUUUGUUGAUAACUUGCAUUUCCUAUUGCAUCAUUUGGAGGAAGCAAUCUUCUAGAAUUCCCAGUGAAGCUCAAGCAAGAAAGAAUGUUCACUUAAAUAAGACGCUGCUAUUGAUAACCGCAAUAUUUGUUCUCUCUUGGCUGCCUUUCCACGUUUCAAAUAUUGUAGACAAUUUCUGUGCUUCAUGUGAAAUCUUUCGGGUGGUAUAUGUUAUGAAGUUCCUUCACUAUAGCAAUUCGUUUAUGAAUUUUCUAGUUUAUUGUUUUAGAAUGCCAGAUUACAGAAAAGCGCUUUCACGAAUGCUUCAUAAAUGUAGAUGCAGUCGUUGAAGAGUCGUCCAGUCUCUUAUCCGGUGGUCGACAGUGAAGCAGGUGCCUUAAUUUUCAAGCAAUUAGUAUUUGUAAAAUACGAUACGUAUGUUUUAAGCACUUAGUCGUGCGAAAGAAAUGAAGGGAGUUUUAGAAAAAUAUAUUUCCAGUAUUGUCCAACAAGUAGUUUUUCUGGCAUUAAAAUAAAAGUUCAGCUUGCACUGAGGAGAACCUGUGUUUCCCUUGCUAUUGAGUCUGCUUUACAAGUCAGAUAGACAUUGGAAAUUUACAGUCAAUUUUAUCGUGGUUUCAUUGAUUGUCAGCGUGAGAGAACGAACUUGCGCUUUAAUGUCAAAUGUUAACGAAAUAGCAAAAUCAUCAAACAUUGCCAUCCGAGUAUGAACUUUCAAUACGGAUUUCCACUAAGAGGUCAUGUGACAUCGCUUUUAAAUUAUGAAAAUGAAAGUUAUAUGAUUUUCCUUCGAAAAACGAUUAGUAGGUCAUAUAUUAAACAAAAUAAUAGUGAUUUGGUUUUCAAACCCGCACCAGUUUCUUAAAAUGAGUAAGAUCGUAGCUGAUCACGUGACCAAAAUGUGAUUUUUAAAAUUAUGAAUUACCUCUUUCUUAACACAAAUUUUUCAAUUAAACUUCAAGAAAAAUGUUGAAACUAUGAUUUGGUAACAUUUACAACACAACUGAGCGUAACUAUCAAACGUUUAACAAGAUAUAAACAAAAAGUAGUUUUGGCCGUCAUGUCGGAGGGCAACAGUAUGCCUUCCAACAUGGCGGCCAAUGGAAAUAUACUACUUUGUUGAAAAAUCAAAGUGCCAUAAAAUAUGUCCCUUAAAUUAGUUUACUCUCAAAUUUCGGGUGUAAGAUAACUUUUAUGUGCUCUGUCAAGUUUUGGCAUCAGCAAGAUUCCAACUCAUUGUUUAAAGGAAGCAUUGGUCACGUAGCCUCUUAGUUAAAGAAUCUUCAAAACGUCUGAGAACUCAAACAAGCCUAUUACCCUGUGUUAACACGGAACGCUUUAAAUCUAGUUUUAUUAAUAGACUUUAAAUAUACUUUUACUUUUUAAUAUUGAACAUGAAAUAUAGGUAUGUAUUUUUAAUUGUAUAUUCAAUAAAAACAUUUAUUACUAUUAUUAUUAUUAUUAUUAUUCAAAGACAUUUAUUAGUGCAAGUGGCCUAUUAUUAUUCUUUGUGAGUGGUAUUUUAAAUUACGUUAAUUCUCAAAUUAAAUAUUUUGUUCUAGAAAUUUAUCGGUAAAUUUACAGGUAAAAAUCGUAUCAGUAUGGUCUUUUCUCCUCAUGUCUCUUUCUGCUGGAGUCUGAACUUUUUGACAAAGCCAUCCGUUUCGUUGAAGUUUGGAUCUUUUCGCGCGGUGACGCGUUUUCUUUUUGAUAGGUGUGACAACCUUUGUAACUUUAUCUUUGCCUUUUUUUACUUCAGUACACAACUGGACGGUUGCUCGGCCUUAUAGACCUUGUCACGGUUUUGGAAGCCAUCUUGACGAGUAGGCAACCACGCGAGAAAUUACAGCGUUUGUAUGAGAAUCUAAUGUCGAAUAAUUUCCGCUUGAAAACGCCUGUUCUGAAAAAAAAAAAAUGAAUUGUAAACUAAGGCCACACAACAAAGAAUUUUAAUUAUUUCACCACCCUGUUGAAGAUAAAAGACCUUUUUCCAUCAUUCCGAUUCAUUUCAUUGUUGAAAGCUAAAUGGUAGAAUAUCAUUAUUUUUCGACAAUAAAUGUUCACUACACAUGUAAACCGUUUACCGCCAACGUUCACCCGCCCAAUUCAAGCCUUCAGUCCAGAAAUACAUUUUGUUCAAGUUAAAUAGUCACAUGUUAAUCAGUGUUAAACCAAAUUUUAAAAUCUAGAGCUAUUUUAAAAUUUUCACAGCUUGAAAGAGCUUAAGUUAUAUCUGGAGUAUUUUACAGAAAGUUUGCGUUUGCGAUAUGCAUAUCGUUCUUGUAAUUUAAGAAAAAGAUCAUCUUUUGUUUGAUAUCUCAGCUGGAAAAUUGCCUAAUAACUGAUGGAUAUUCCUUUCGUGUUGCCAUGAAUGCAUUUAUGCGUUCUUGACUAAGCUACGGAUUAAUAUCACUGAUAAUUGGCCGUAUUCUUUUUUUAACACAAUAAAGGAACAAAGCUAAUGGGAGGGGUCUAACAAUUAUGAUGAGUUUAAUACUUGGUAUUAAGACUACAAAGAUAGUUGCAUGGCAAUUGCUUAAUUAAGAAAUCGUAUAAAAAUGUCUCAAAAUCACUAUUUUUAACUGUCAGUUACAUGAGAAAAUGACGUUUAAGUGCUGAAAUACACGAAACGUUCUUAUUAUUAACAGUUAAAUCCAUGAGAAAAAGUCAAGUUUCAAAACUUAAACUUCCUGUUUUUGUAUUUACAGCCCUAAACUAUAAUUCUUCUGGUCCAACUGCAUUUCUGCAAGAUUUAAACAGUGACUUAAAAGUUAAAGAAAACCGUUUAAUGUUGUCUUUAAAGACACCAACAAUGUACAUAAGCCUGCGAAUGCAUCCGCUUUUCAUUGCUCCUUGCCUCGCAAUCAACCUGUCACCUUCUUUAAAAUGUUCUUUGUUUUUAAUCAUAAACUUCCCUGUUCUAGCUUUCAAUAAACAAAACUGAAAUGUCAUGAACAAGACGUUACCUGGAACCGACAACUAUUCGGAGAAGAAAAUUUGCUUUAUAACCGUUGCUUAUGUACGUUCAAGGCAUAAGAAAAAUGACAUUUACGUAUAAAAUACAUUAUUAUAAUGUUUUUAUCAACAUAUAUCAAUGGGAUGAGUCACGUUUAUUUCAAAUCCUAGACUUUCCUUUCUUACAGUAAGCCAAAUUUUGUGUCACAUUUGCCGAUUUAAAGUCCAAAGGCUGUUUGGGUUUCCCUGCAAGAUUUAAGGAGUGACUAGUAUAAGAAAGGCAUAAGCGCCGAUCUGUCACAUAAACGGACGUACUGGUGAGGUGUGUAUACGUUGAAACCUUAUUUUAACGCGUUUUAUUUGUAACACAAGCGGUGCUUUGUGGUGAACGGAGAAGUUUACAAUAAGUCACUAAGGAAGUGAACGAGGAAAAUAAUGUAGUUCAUUUUUCGAUUUUUUCAGCUUAGGUGCCACCAUUUCAGAAAGGCUCAAAGACCCAAUAUUUUAAACCCUAAGAGUGAUCAGCAUCAAAUUUCUGCUUGUAAUAUCAAUGCUUUGUAAAACAGAGUGGUCCUGAGAAUUACGGACAUGAUCACACAUGAUGAAUUUGCUCGAUAUUUUAUCAACUUCUCUCCACUACUUCUGCACCCGGUAGGAAACGAAUAGGGGUAACAAAUGAGAAUUGACCUUAGGGUUUAAAGGGUUUUAAAACAGCUUCCUUUCAUGCAAUGAUACUUUUCUAUGUUUAGACCAUGUUUGAUCCCAUUUCUUCUCAAACUCAUUAAUAAUUCAUAAAGAAAACUCAAAGGAAAUUAAUGUUUAAUGAGUGUUUGGAUAUCGGAUGAAAAACUGCUCAUUUUUGCAUCCUUAAUUUCUCCUUCAAAAAUGAUUUUGUUUGAGAAGAAAUAUCAAACAUUCGACACAGUGUGUCAUCACCAGAUGAAACACCUCGAAGUUCGUCAAAAAUACUCCGCUACGCGUCGUAUUUUCAACUCUCUUCUCGGUGUUUCAUCUGGUGAUGAAACACUGCGUCUCAUGUUUGAUAUAUUACAUCAAAGAGUACAGAUUCUCCCGCGGGAAUCCACAUGCUUUAUCAAGUUGGCUAGACUGGAUAUUUUUAGGGCGCAUUUAGCUGUGACGAAGUUAUCGUCAUAAAAUUUUCUUUUCUAAUUCGAUGGCUGAAUAACUUUGCAAAGAAGGACAGACAUCUUUCGGCAUUAAUACGAAAUAUAUUCCGAUUUCAUUGAUGGUAAAUACAUUUUUCUAGAUUAGCGCUUAAAAGGACUCUACUUUUCAAAGAAAAUCGCGCCUAGUAAACUGAAUUUUGCUGAUAUUUUUUUACUGAAAUUUCUGGUAUCGGCCAGUUAAUUGAUAUAAUAAAUAUGCCAGAGGAAUUUCAGAAAAAUCGUUGGAGCAGAAGUCCGUAACUUAAAGUCGCUCAAAAUCGAGCUGUGAAAUUGUUUUGGAAUUUCAAAAAUAAAUUGCUAUCAGGUAGAAGGAGCCACCAGUUCGAAUUUUCGGGACAAGUAAAUUUAAUGUUUGCUAAUUCUUAAACAAAAGCUGAUUGCCUCAGUCGUGCUAUUCUUUAAAAGGUAUUUUUUAGUUUUAGAAGCACUAUAAAUUGCUCCAAACUUUGCUCUGGAGUAGAAUUACUUCCUCGACAUUUUUAAAAUAUUCCUUUGCAGUUUUGGCUCAAACUCCUGCUGUAAACAUAUUGGAUGUAUUGCAAAGCAUUUUCAACGACUUUUACUGCUUUUCGUUGCUUCCAACUCGGUAAAGAGGUAUUGACAUUGGACGCAACCUAAUAUCAGAGCUCAGAUAGAACUUUCCAGCAUAUUGUUUAUGACUACAAAAUGAGCACGAGUGGCAGUUCUGCAAAGAAUUCGCACGUCACCCAGGGGGGACGAACGACAAUGAUGCCCAUGCCUGUGAACCGAAUUAAGAGGCAGUCUCCCUAAAAGCGUUCCACUCGAUUUUGGACUCGCUAAAACUUUUGCCUCAUAUUUUUAUCAUCAACACUGCUAUCCAUCCUAAUAACGAAACUGCAGUUACAAUGAGGAAAUUGUUUAUUUUACUGCCAUUCCCAGCAUUUCAUUGCUGGACGACCGUUAGCGGCUAAAAUAUGCAAAUUUUAGAUGCCCUUUUACAGGUUUUUUAACGAUCGUUUAAAAGUACUUCGGGUCAUCAAAUCCUAGACUAUUGCACUCAUUUGGAAACAUAUUACUUCUUCUUACUGUUCCAAUACCAUUUAGGCAUUAUCUUUCUGUAAUCAGCAAAAACUGGUCGUCUUUAUUUCACUAACCCAAUUAAGAAAGCAAGAUGCACGAAUAAAUGCCUCAAAAACAUCUCAAAAUUCUCAAAAGUGGCACUUAAACUAGAACUAAAAACAUGUUUUAGUUAAAGAUUAAUAGCUAUUUUGUCAAGUUAUGCAAUAAAACUUGUGGCACAACGCGAUUCAGAAUUGAAGGAUUCGACUUAAAUUUGCAUAUUGAUGCUGAAUUCGCAUUGCGUGACACGGGCCGCAGUGACAGUAAAAAAAUUCUUCGUGAUCCUACAAAUUACAUUUUUCUGUUUUUUUUUUUUUUUUUUUUUUUACUUUAUCAACAAGAAAAAUCGUAAAUAGAUUAAGCUUAUAGAAGUUUAAGUUUACUUUUCCACUGACCUUCGUAUUAAUAGUCUCGGCCGGCCGUCCUUUGUUCGACUCCCAGUAGUUGCCCUUCUUAUUAGUAGAGUGGGUCAGGAAAAAUACGCAUUUCUCCCUACCCCACCCCUUCGCCCUUUUCUUACUGGCAUCCCUCGGAGGGUCGCCCCCACAGUCUGAACGUCUGGAAGAGGCUAUUCGACAUACUUCAAUCGCGUUCUAACGAACAUUUUUGUUUUACAGAUAACAUUAACGAGAACAAUGCUUCUCCUGUCUAGUGACAGGUGGAAGUAUUUAUAUUUUGCAGCGAGAAGGUCCUUCACACAUUGGCACGAUGGUACACGGUAGUCGUUAAAGAAAAAUAAAGAAAAUGUGGACUGGAGUUCAAAGAAGUAAAAUCAACAAUCCGCUAAUUACGUCUACGCCAUAAUAAGUCUCGUACUUAUAAAUUCUUAUCAAGUAAAUUGUUUUUUGCCCUUAAAAAAGUGAAAUCAGCUGUGAAAUGUACAUUGAAUUAAGUUAGUGUCCUGACACCUUUAGGAAUUUGAUAUUAGUAUAAAUUCUAAGAUGUAUAAAUCUACCGGCCUUCGAUCACAAAUCUGAUUGUCUAUAUACAGUGCUAGUGCUAUGCUGGUAAUGCUGUACUCUAUCAAUUUCGUGAUGGACAGUGAGUGAAGUGACUGAGUAGCCUGGGGUAGCCUGACAGUGUUCGUUUGUAACCUGUUUAUACCACCACCGAAUAAAACCGUUAGCCUUUCAAGUUGUUACGCUUUGAACGACUAGGGGGUUUAUAUUUGACUGUUUUAGGGAAAUUUGUACCAGAUCUUUGUUUACUCGCAUGCAAUCUCGCUCGUUUUUUGUUUUAGUAUUUUUUUCAUAAGAUUUGUGAAGUAUUUGCGGUCUUUACAUUCUUUGUCAUAGCAUCUCGGUAUGCAGACAUAUAAAAGCAAUAACAUCCUCUCUGAGUGGCUCAACAACAUUGUCCGCGGUAGGCUGGUGCAUCAAAUGAGCGCCGCACUGGAGUCGCAAAAACGAAAUGAUAAACGCGGUGGCGCUUAAUUUGGUAAAAUCGAUAUCAAUAUGAAUUUGGAUCCACACGGAGGGUCCAAAGGCCGAUUUUUAAAAAUGUGAUCCUAGAUCCUUCAGCUGUUGUUCAGAUGUAUGUAUUUUUACAUCAUUAACGUGGGAGAAUGCAAGCGUCUGUAAGAACAGGGUAAUAACCGCUAACAAGACGUAAAAACAGUGUAGGGGUCUCGACCGGGAGAAAUGUUCAUGCUGGGGAACCUUCGACAAUGCCGGGUUCAGACUUCACGUCAGUUCUCACCUCUACUGAUUGUUCGAAUUCAGAGGUUUUUGUCCACGUUGGGCUUCAAUAGAAAAUUCUGUCGGUGAAGUCCAUGGUACCAAACAAUUGUCAUGAGUACUCUCAGUAAUAUGCCUAAAGGUAGGUAAUCACCAUUUUGGCAAUUUAACUCCGACUCCAAAUUAGGUUUAGAUAUGCGCUUAUCACUUUCUGUUUCACGCGUGUAUCUCGUGAUAUUCAAAUCCGUCAGCUCAUAAAUAAAUGAUAUCAAAUGUGCAAGUGCAUCAGCUGACUGUGUAACUUUAUGCCAUACUGCAACACUGAUUAAUAUCAGGAUAUUUGACUUAAAGCCACUUCCUACUUUUCUCCAUAACUUCAUUAUGUUUGGAUCUUCACUUCCCGCAUAAUUCUAAAUAAAAAAAUUGCGCGGACUACUGAGUUUAUAAUUGUCUGAACUUGAAAUUACGAUUAUGACAAUACCCAUUGGCCCUUUUGUCGUUAUCUUAUCACAGAUAAAGGAACUAGUGAUAAGGAUAUUAGCAAUGAUUUUAUGACUUUAUACGUACGUGAUCCCAUCCUUUAAAAUAGAUGGUAUACGAUCUUAGCAAUCUCCACACCAAUUACAUGCCUGUCCUUGGUCCUAAUGUUCCUUUCCUUGUCCUCUAUACGAGGUGUCCGCCAAAAACGUCCGAGUUUAUAUGCCGAUAUUUGUGGGUAAUCCCCGGGAGGACUUCCAUAUAAAAGUGAAGGGCUGCUCGUCGGAAAAUUAAUAAUUUAUUAUUUAAACCCCUAAGGGAGGCCAAGGUGGGUGUGGCUCAAGCUUAAACUGACCCCUAAAGGAGAUUUCUGUGAGGUCAGCGUCACCGCGUUUUUUUUGGCAAAUUUCUUUAUGCACAGCCUUAAGCGAUACCUGAAUGAGCAUAUUUAGGUACUUUCCGUCCCAAACAACCGAAGUGAGACCAAAAUCUGCAAACGACGAGCACCCACGUCACUUUUGUAUGGGAGUCCUCCUGGGGAAGCAGAUCACCAUCUGUUCCACUUGAUUUUUCGUAAGGUCAAUGAUUACCAUCUUUUGAGAGUAUUGGGUCGGCUUCACUUAGUUCAGACUUCGAUGGAUGACACAUUUCAUGGUAAGAAGUAAUGGUGUCCUGACAAUCGUGUACUUUUAUCAGUUGGAAAAAACGCGUGAACGUCCACACUUUAUUUUCUUGUUACUUUCACUGAUGUUGCACGAUUCGAAAUUAACGUUGAAACUUUAUUAUUUGCGUGUGCCAACUUCUUUAUUAACUGGCUGCGAUACAAAAGUAGCCUUAGACUCCAGACUGUCUCUUGGAGCGUGAAAACAAACGCUGACCACUGUUAAUAGGACAAUACAAUCAGGAAAUGGAAGAAACCUACUAAUUGAAAUUUCAUUAACAAAGUCUUCAAAUAUGGGCUCGCCGUUCACAGUCCAGUACUAUCGCCCCACGUUAGCGAAUACAAGACAGUCGUGGAUUCUGGAUCCCAUUCCAUGGAUUCAGGAUUCCGGGUGCUGGAUUCCAGUCUUUUCCGGUGGAAUUUCAUUCCCUAGUAGGGUGCUUGAGCUCUAUUCUGGAUUCCAAAGCCCUGGAUUCCGGAUUUCAUAUCAAAAUUUUCCCGGAUUCCGGAUCCUACAAGCAAAAAUUUUCCAGUUUUCGGAAUCCCGAUACCCUUACGUGGGGCGAAGUACAAGUCAAGCAUUUUCUGACCUGUUCACGCAUAUUUAAUUAAGGAGUGGGAAAUUUACUUUUCUUCUAACAUUCGAUUUUAUAAUAUGAUGGAUCGGAGUAACGUCUGGUCAAUGCAGCUUUCUCAGACUGGACCACAUUUUAAGCUAGAAGAGGUUUGGUUCUGAAAAGGUAUUUUUCCGUCUUGACACAACAGACUUAACACGAAUGUUCGAGGCAGUGGGAAUAUGAAAUGAAGCUUGGAAAGGUAUCUUUUACUUGCUGAACUAAUUUUUGAACAAUAUGUAUCAUUGGCAAAGGGAAAAAGGGAAUUUUAAUAUAGUUUUGGUGGGAAAAUGAGGCAUAUCUUACUUAAAAGUGGCAAGUAUUUGAAUAACUGAGGAUUUUGUUGUGACAGCAGCCGGUAUCGUCACGCAACGCAAAUUGAACAUUUGCCUAGAUUUGAGUUGAAACCUUCAAUUCUGAAUCGCGUUGUGCCACACGUUUUACUGCAUAACUUGACAAAAUAGCUAUUAAUCUUUAACUAAAACAUGUUUUUAGGUCUAGUUUAGGUGCCACUUUUGAGAAUUUUGAGAUGUUUUUGAGGCAUUUUCUCGUGCAGUUUGCUUUCUUAAUUGAAUUAGCGAAAUAAAGACGACCAGUUUUUGCUGAUUACAGAAAGAUAACGGCUAAACGGUAUUGGAACAGUAAGAAGAAGUAAUAAGCUUCCAAAUGAGUGCAAUAGUCUAGGAUUUGAUGACCCGAAGAACUUUAGAACGAUCGUUAAAAAACCUGUAUAACGGAGACUAAAGUUUGCAUAUUUUAGCCGCUAACGGUCGUCCAGCAAUGAAAUGGUGGGAAUGGCAGUAAAAUAAACAAUUUCCUCAUUCUAACUGCAAUUUCGUUAUCAGGAUGGAUAGUAGUGUUGAUGGUAAAAUUAUGAGGCAAAAGUUUUUUCGAGUCCAAAAUCGAGUGGAACGCUUUUAGGGAGACUGCCUCUUAAAUACUGCCCUUGAAUAAAUUUACAACUCUGAAAUUUUUGUCACUCCUUCCUUCUCUGAAUGGGUAGUUUUUCUUGAUAAUUAUGUUUUGCUCUACAAUACAUGUUUAUACAGAUCUCUUCGCAGACAUGGGCAUCAUUGUCAUUCGUCCCCCCUGGCUGAGGUGCGAAUUCCUCCCAGAGCUGCCGCUCGUGCUCAUUUUCUGGUCAUAAACAAAGGUGCUGGACAGCUCUAUCUGAGCUUCGAUACAAGGUAGCUUACAAUCCUAAUACCUUUUUCCUGAAUUGGAAGCAACGUACAGUACAGGAAAGCCGUUGAGGAUGCAUUGCAAUACAUCAAAAUGUAUGCAGCAGGAGUUUGAACCCAAAAUGCCAAGGUAUAUUUUAAAAAUGUCGAGGAACAAGUCAGUCGACGUCAGAGCAAGGUUUGGAACAAUUUACAGUGCUUCUAAAACUAAAAAGUUAAAAUAUAGAAAAUAUAAAGCACGAUAGGCAAUCGGCUUUUGUUUUCAGAAUUAGCAAACACUGAAUUUACUUGUCCCGAAAUUCGAACUGGUGGCUCCUUCUACCUGAUAGUAAUUUGUUUUUGAAAUUCCAAAACAAUUUCACAGCUCGAUUUUGAGCGACUUUUAGUUACGGACUUCUGCAUAUUUAUUAUGUCAAUAAAAGCCGAAACCAGAAAUUUCAGUAAAAAAUAUCUGCAAAAUUUACUAGAAGCGAUUUUCUUUGAACAGUAGGGUCCUUUUAAGCGCUAAUUUCUCAAGAAAUAUGUAUACACAAUCAAUGAAAUCGGAAUAUUUCUUGUUAUCUAUAUCCGAAUGAUAUCUGUUGUUCUUUGCAAAGUUACGCAGCCAUCGCGUUAAAAACGAAAAAGUUAUGAUGGAAAAUUUGUCACACCUAAAUGCUCCAGUAUUAAUGACGGAGCCACCUUAAGUUUGAGUAUUUACCACGUCGGCAAUAACAAAGAUAUUAAUUAGGUUAAGGUGUUUCGAUAUAGUUUUUCGGAGACCAUACCGAUGUUUUUCAAUCGUCUUAGGGCUUGUUUACAUGGAGUGAGGGACCGCGGUCUAGUGGGGUUGGUUUCUUUUGUUUUCACGCUCUGGGGGACACAAAACAAGAGAAACUUACCCCACUAGAUCGGGGUCCCCCACUCCAUGUAAACAGGGUCUUAAAAGUGAUUUUGUCCUUGUCCGAAACUUUUCUCGUGACUAUGAAUUGAAGUUUGUCAAAAUGUAAUUUUACUAAAAUCGGUAUCACUAUGACAACAAUAAACAAAAAACUUUUGAAAUAGAUAAAAUCCGAAUUUUGCACGAUCUAGACCUGCUACGUGUAGCAGCUUUUGAAUUUAGGAAGCAAACUUUUUGGAUGUUUGGCAAUAUCAUUUAGCAACUUUCUGACAUUCCAGGCCAGUAGGCAGCUUUCCAGCAUCUUACUGAGCACAUUUGGGACAGUUCUAGUACGCUCCGACAGAAAGGGCUACUUUCUUCAGGCUUCAGGUAAAUGAAAGCGUAGAGAAUUCACGAGUUGAACGAUAUAAUUUUGAUACUGUCGAAUUACAGAAAAUGUAUGGGGAAAUCAAGGUUUUGUAAAAACUGAUCACAGACUUCUUUGCACUCCAGAUUUAGUGUAUCGUUUCUUUGAACUCGUAAGUCACUCUUUUCAAAGACAACGUGGCAAAUGUAUGAAUUCAGGAAGAAUGGGCCAUUUGCACGGAUGACGUCUUUUUACUUCUAAGACCAGAAUUCAUUUCGUUUUUUUCUUUCACAUUUAAAUUUAUUAAUCCCAGGGAGUUUUAAAUAACAAAAGCCCUGGUUUGCAUAAGAAAGCAAAAACCCUGAAGGAUUCUGGUAGUGGUAGUAAAAUGACGUCAUCGGGCAAAUGGCCUAUUAGCUGGCUUUGAAUUCCAAUACAAAUCUUUGAAUUUCCCGCCAUCUUUCCCCUGAUUACCCAUGAUGCAACAGUAAGCGUGAACUCCACUAUCAUCGUCAAAGGGUUGGGAAGGCUGCUACUUUUUGACUCUUUUUCUUCCUUCCCCCCCCCCUAGCCAGAUGUUAAACAAAACAUAAGCGGUCUGUACGCGUCUGAAUCAGUUUUGAAUCGUUCUGUUAUAUUCCAAGAUAGGUGGGACGGGGAGGGGGAGGGGAGUCAGUUAUUUAGCAAAAGGGAAAACCGUCUUCGAUUUUUUGAACAUAAAACGAACUGCUGUUAACUUAUACAACCUUCCUAACAGCUUUUGUCCGGGACUGUAGUUUGAACAGGUCCAUUUUGUCGUUGAAUCGAUAAGCUUAUAAAUAACUAUUAUAUCUUCUGCAAAGCAAUAUGAAAUCGUCACUAAAACUUCGAUCUUCAUUGUGAACAAAACAGCUUUCGGUGACCGGCAAUUACCGGAACUUCCGAAGAAUGGGCUUCGGACCCAUGCCAGUCCAGGAGGCAGCGACCGAAAUCCAGCCUAAAUCUUCUUUUUCCCUUAACAGGAAAUAAACACCGUUUUCAAAUGGACUUCAACAAUUGGAAUCUCUUCUGGAGUUUCUGCUUUGGGCUAUUGUCCUCUCUAAUCAUCGUUGGAAAUGCUCUAUCCAUAUCAAUACUUUCCAAGAGAAAUCUUCGAAAGCGUUCUCACUUUUUGUUAAUUAGCUUGGCUAUUGCUGACCUCUUGGUUGGACUGAUUUCAGUGCCAUUUUACAUAGCAGUGAAAAACAUACCAUAUCGCAUUGGAAUUCUUACAUUGUCUUAUCGGUGCGUGGAUAUGAUUACGGGCUUAAGCUCGAUCUUCACCCUGGCGGCUAUUUCCCUGGAAAGACUUCACGCUAUUUCUCUCCCUUUUCGCCAUAGACAACUCACCUUACGCAGCUACGCGAUUGCCAUAGCAACGCCAUGGGUCUUCUCACUUAGUGUGACGUCAUUUCAAGUGCUAAAAUUUUUUUUCGUUAUAACCUUAAUGGAGUUCACUUCUGUGAUAAUCAUUAGCUUGUCAACACCUUUAUUGAUAACUUGCGUUUCCUAUUGCCUCAUUUGGAGGAAGCAAGCUUCAAGAAUUCCCAAUGAAGCUCAAGCAAGAAAGGAUGUUCACUUAAAUAAGACGUUGCUAUUGAUAACCACAAUAUUUGUUCUCUCAUGGCUGCCUUUUCAAGUUUUAACAGUUGUAUUUCAUUUCUGCAUCUCGUGUUAUAAUUAUUAUUCAAACAAAACUGCGAUAAUUGUAAAUGUUGUUAAGCUUCUUCAAUAUAGCAAUUCCUUUAUGAAUUUUCUAGUUUAUUGUUUUAGAAUGCCAGAUUACAGAAAAGCGCUUUCACAAAUGUUUUCCAAAUGCAGAUGCAGUCGUUAGAUAGUCGUCGAGUCUUUUAUCCGCUAGUCAGGUCACACCGAAGCACGGAUCUGGUGCUUAACAUUUAUCACACUUAUAAUUACUCUAUUUUCCAGUAAUUUUUAUUUGUAAAAUACUCGCAUUCAAGCCCUAAAUAGUCUUCACAAAGAAAUUAAAUAAAGGGAGUUUUAUAAGAAAAAUAUAUUUCUAGUAGUGUCUCGCCUGGUGUCCAAGUCACUAGUAGUCAGAAGUUAUCUUGCACUGAGGAUAACCUGAUUCCUUUGCUAUUGAAUGUACUACUUCAGUAGUAUAGACAUUGUAAAUUUACUUUUGUGGUGGUUUCAUUGAUUGUCAGCAUGAGAGAAUGAACUUAAGCUUGAUGUCAAAUGUUAACGGAAGAGCAAUUAUGAUGGAUCAAACAUUGCCAUCUGAGUAUGAACUUUCAAUUAUUAAUUUUUGUGUAUGGUUUUAAAUUAAGUAACUUGCUGUAGAAAUUACUAGGUAAAUUCACUGGUAAAAAUCGUAUUAGUCUUUUCUCCUGAUGUCUCAGUUUCUUCUGGAGUCUCACCUAUUUGACAAAGACAUCAGUUUCGUUGUCGAUCUGUGCGCGCAGGCGCCGCAUUUUCCUUUUGAUAGGUGUGACUCUUCGACUAAUAAAAUCCUGAAGUCUAGUGGUAAGAAUUAACCUGUUCCAAGGUUUAGGUGCUGCAACACCAGCAACACUGAAAGGUCUGUCAAUAAACCUGGCUUUUCACCGCGACAUCUGUAGGAUAAAAUCCUUUUGUUACCUCCUAACUUACAUAGUGACAUCUCUUUUCGAUGGUUUUUACAACGUUCUUGAUAUCAAAAGGAUUUUUUCAAAGUAGGAAACAAUUCUUACUACUCUUAGCAUAUCGAUGGAAAAAACGAGGAUCCGUAAUUUACAGUACGGACCGGAAAAACGAGGCUAAUAAGAUGUUUAUUAUAUGGCUUCUUCCUGUUUGGGGGACCGGAAACAAUUUCAGGACGCACGAUUUGACAGUCAUUUGACAGGUGUCAAAAAAGAAAGUUUUAAUUGGCGCACGAAAACAAUAGCACAUAACAAAGGCUUUCAGAGAAAGUAAAAACAAAUUCGCCAUGUUAAAAAAGUUUAUUCGGUCAAAACUAAGAGCACUGUAAGUUUUAGCUCUUUAAUGUAACGCUGGAGUAUUUUAGAAACCGGACACUGCCUGUCUAGAAGUGUUUUCCAUCUUUCCUCCAUUUGUCCUUGUGAAAAAACACUGCAAAAGGCAAAGAAGCUUUUCAAGGUAAGUUUGUUGUCAUUGUCGAAGGAUUUGCUCGUUAAUUGUUUUUGGGAAAACCUCUCUUUCUGCCACUUCAUUCUCGUCUUCAGUUGUGAUCUGCGUUCAAAUUUUCAAACACUGACUAGAAUUCUCUUCCUCUGUAAGGUUACGCUUCAGUUUCUACAACAGCUUCGUUCUAAUUAAAACAAAUCUAGGUUAAAAUUGGGAAAGGCAAAGUCAACAUCCCAGUCCACAGGGUUUACAUACAUAUUUCAAAGUUUAUUCGCUGGAAACUAAGAGCACUGUAAGUAUUCACUCGUUAAUGUGACACUGGAGUCUUUUGAAAACUGGAAAUUAUUGUGUCUGGCUCGAACUCGCUUCUAUCUUUCUUUCGUUGGUCUUUGAAAAAACACUGCAAAUGGCAAAGAAGCUUGUCAAGAUGAUCGGGUGCAGGUAUGUUUGUUAUUUGUUGAAGGAAUUACUCAUUUUCUCUUAGGCAAACUAUCUCGAAUCUCUGCCAGUCGAUUUUCGUCAGGUUAACUGUGUGCUACAAUAAAAUUUUCAAACACUGACUAGAAUCCUCUUCGAUAAGAUUACUAGUUAGAGGCCCUGCCAGGGGGGGCUCCCAUGUCGCUCGUCUGAAUUUUAAAACGUCUCGUGUCGGUGUUUAUUAAUGCUUCACGUCGCUGUCGAAAAUUGAACGAAAAUUCUUUGUCUUUGUCGGAAUUUUAGAAAAGGAGGAUAGCGAUGGGUUUUAAAGAAACCAUUACAGUUGAGCAAUUUCUCAGUUAACCUUUGGCGUAUAGAACAUCUGUACAUCGCCAUUCACAAUUAAGGGUGUGUUCCUUUCGGUGAAUCCAGAAACGGAUUUGGAUCUUAAAACGGAUUUCACGUUCCUUUCGGCAAAUCCAAAUUCGGAUUUUUGAUCUGGUGAAUCCUUUUUGAAAAAGGAUUCACAUUGGACUUGAAAUCCGAAGAAUCCGAAUCCAGAUUAACGGAUUAGUCAUCUACGCUGUUCCAUUCACAGUGGAUUCGAAAUUAGUCAGAUGAUCCAGCUGUACUUCCAGUUGAAGUAUUCCCGUAGAGUUUCCUAAUUGCUGCCAUUUGCCGUAAAACAUCUGAAAACACUAGAAGAUUGUUCAUGGUGGUACAGUAAAAUGUCCAUGUGCUGACCAUUUGUCGCUAAAGAUUGCUUAAAAACACAAAUAAGUAAAAGGGACAAAUAACUGCUAUCUUUCUACAAACUCGCUCUUGGACGCGAUAGGCACUCCAUCGUGUUACAUAGAAAACCGAGCUACGAAACUGGAUCAAACUGAGCCGACAAUUUAACCUUUAGAUAAUUUUCAACUUUAACACGCUACUUUCUUGAUCUGUUUAUGUUCCAUCGUCGUUAUUCGAACUGCCGACCACAAAAUUCUGCACGGUAUAAUCGCAUAAUUUGUCAAACAGUAGAAAACAUGUCAUUUCUUGAGAGGCUCAGGCUGUCAUGCAUAUUGCACGCGUUUGCAAAAGGUUACCAAGGUCACAAAUCCAAUUUACGGAUUUCACGUUCCUUUCGACCGCGAAAUCCGGCAAAUCUCGGAUCAGAAAUCCAUUUUUGGAUUCGCUUAAAGAAACACUGUCAGCACACCCUAAGUGAUCCACGUUCAACAUUUUAAGACUAACUGACCAGAUAAAUCGUACGUGAAGGCCGGUUAACGGUGGUCUACGCUGUGCGGUGCUCAAGUUACCUGGUCCCUGGUCUCUCCACCGUCGUCACCGUCCGACAGAGGUCGACAAGGAUAUGAGAAGUUCAGAAACAAGCAAAGUAUUUACCAUUUUCACAUAGACCAUAAUUCACCUUGUUUACCCCCCAAAACUUUGCAUAACCAUUGUUUUCGAUUUCUCUUGAGACGACUGUAAUACCCUGGAGAAUUUGGAAACAUUGGUUAUGCAAAAUUCUGAGGGGGAAAACAAGGUGCGUCAUGGUCUAUAUGAAAGUAGUGAUUACAAGAGAUGUAAAGCGUGCGUAAAUUAAGCUAUUUGACGGACAACCUAGUCCCAAGGUCUCCCAGGAGUUGUGCGGGGUUGCGUAAAUGAAGACUACGCGACGAGCCAACGCGACGCGCUCAGGAGGGUCUACUGAAACUCCCUGACGAGAGACAACCUCUGAAGCGCAAGGAAAAUUGACGAAAAUUACUUCUUCUUGGCACUCAGACUGGUGAUAAAUUAGCCAAACCACCGUUCUUUGUCGCAUAUUCUCGGCUUUGCCGUCACUGUCGCAAUUUGGCCGAGAGAGGUUGUCGCUUGUCGCCAUUUCAUUUUAGGCUCUGUCGCUACUUUUUGGGUCAUGUCGCUUGUCGGAAUUUACCCUGGCAGGGCCUCUAGUUAGUUUCUUCAUCGCCUUUGUUCACAAAUAAACACAGUAUAAAAUGUUGAAGGCCAAAGUCAACAUCCAAGUCCUCAAGGUUGACAGUCGUCUUAUAACGUUAUUUAAACAUUUUUUCCGAGGUUAAGAGAUUUAGACCUCCGAAAUGAGCAUUUUCUUUAAAAAUUUUGGUCCGUAUAGCAAGUUACGGACCGCAAAUUGACCAAUCGCACGGCGAAAACAGACUCAGCCAUAUAAUAAGUUGAUUUGUGGACUGAAUCGGUGGGACACGUAUUUCUGUUGUUAUACUCUCAUUUGCACGUGCUGUACUCAAAUUGUCUUUUUUACUUCCGUACACUACUGGACGGUUGCUUGGCCUUAUUCUAAUACGUUAAUCGUCAUGAAAAAAAUUAGAUUAGACUGAUGUAUGACUCACUGUGAAGGAAAACUACUUUUACGAUCGGAUUCAUUAAUUCUUGAACGAGCUCCUAAGAGACAGAUCAAUCCUGAUCUAAUCGUGUCAGAUGUUGGACAAUCGCAACCAGAAUGAAAUGAAUAACAAAAACAUAGAUAAUUUGAGAUUCAUUUAGAAGGAAAGAUAUUCCCUAAGUUUCAGUGAGCACCAGCCUUUUGUUUGAGUUAAGUGAAAGUCUAGGAAUAUAACAACAUUUUUUUUCCCGUAGCUGCCACCAGCAGCCCAUAAGCUUACGGUAGCAGGAAAUAAAACUUGCUUACCAUGACUAUGUUGAGUUUCCGCUAUUUUUUAUUAAUAUACUGGGCUUUAUGUUAAGCAACUAGAUUGUUUCUUCAAACCAGACAGCCAUGCUAGUUAGUGAUAUGACUGCUAUAAUGAUUAGUUUACUUAAGAUUAUUAUUGGUUGUUUGAGAGGAGUUUGCAGGUGUUGCCCACGACUUCCCGUUCAGUUUAUUGCUAACAACCAUCACAAUUAAACACGCACGCAGUUUGAGCGUCUGACAAAUGUUAUUACUUUCCACAGCUAUCACUACUCCAGUGCUUUUUUCUCUUAGGAUUUCGUUUAGGAUUACGAAGGAGCACGGAAACUUGGUGAGACAACGUCUGUAAUUUUCAUUUCUCUCAGAAAACUGUCUUCCUCACGUCUUUUUUGUGCUAUUUAAUUGAAAAUGGCACAAUUUGCUUUUAUAAACGGCUUCAUAAAAGUAGAGCGCUUAUAUUUGCUUGAUUUUUAAACCGUUUCAAUUUUACAAACAUAUAUCUAGCUGGACUUUCAUAGAAAACGCGACUAUUCAAAGGUCCUUGUUGCUCACCAUUUUUUUUUUUCUUUCAAAAACGAAAAGUGCGUCAGUUACAUUUUUCUUUCCUUUUCCUCCUAAUCCUUUCUCCUCGCUCUCUCUCGCUGUACAAGCUAUAUAAACCUUAGACAUGAGCCGACACCAAGGGCCCGUUUCUCAAACUUAAAGUCUCACAGCUUUUCAGCUUGGGUCCUAGUUCAGUGAAAAACCAAAUCAAACAAAAGAAGCAAACAAACCAAAAACCUAAAAAAGCAGUCCAUUUUGUUUUGUAACCGAUGGGUAUGUUAUCGGUGACCGGUAAUUGCCGAAACUGCCGAGGAAAGGACCCCGGGAUGGGAGCAACGGAAAUUGAGCCCACAUAUUUUUAUUCCUUUUACAGUUAAUAGGCGCUGUUUUCGCCAAAUGGACUUCAACAAGUGGAACGUCUUCUGGAGUUUGUGCUUUGGGCUGUUGUCCUUUCUAAUCAUCGCUGGAAAUGCUAUAUCCAUAUCAAUACUUUUCAAGAGAAGGCUACGAAAGCGUCCUCAUUUCUUGUUAAUAAGUUUGGCUUUCGCUGAUCUCUUGGUUGGAUUAAUUCCAGUGCCACUUUACAUCAUAAGCCAAGCAGACAUACCACAUUUUAGUUUAACUACUUAUGUGUUUUUUUUAUUUGUGGAUAUGUUUGCGGGCUUAAGCUCGAUCUUCACCCUGACGGCUAUUUCCCUGGAAAGACUCCACGCUAUUUCUCGCCCUCUUCGCCAUCGACAACUCACCUCACGUAGCUAUGCAAUUGCCAUAGCAACCCCAUGGAUCUUCUCCCUUAUUGUGUCGUUAUCUUAUUUGCUCUCAGUUUUUUCUGUUAUAACCUACCUUCAAUUCUUUUCGGGGACAACUAUUAGUUUGUCAACAUCUUUGUUGGUAACGUGCAUUUCCUAUUUCAUCAUUUGGAGGAAGCAAGCUUCUAGAAUUCCCAAUGAAGCUCAAGCAAGAAAGAAUAUUCACUUAAAUAAGACGCUGCUAUUGAUAACCGCAAUAUUUUUUCUUUCUUGGCUGCCUUUCUACAUUUUAAAUAUUGUAAUCAGUUUCUGUAUUUCUUGUGAAAUCUUUUUUGUUAAAGUAUAUGUCUUGAAGUUCCUUCAGUAUAGCAAUUCCUUUAUGAAUUUUCUAGUUUAUUGUUUUAGAAUGCCAGAUUACAGAAAAGCGCUUCCAAGAAUGUUUCAUAAAUGUAUAUGCAUUCGUUGAAGAGUCGUCCAGUCUCUUAUCCGCUGGUCGAGAGUGCAGCAGGUGCCUUGAUAUUCAAGCAAUUUGUAUUUGUAAAAUAAGAUACGUAUGUUUUAAGCACUUAGUCGUGACAAAGUUAGGAAAAGAUAUUUCCAGUAUUAUCCAACAACUAGUUUGUCUGGCAUUAAAAUAAAAGUGCAGCUUGCACUGAGGAGAAUCUGUAUUUCCCUUGCUAUUGAGUCUAGUUUACAAGUCAGAUAGACAUUGGAAAUUUACAGUCAAUUUUAUCGCGGUUUCAUUGAUUGUCAGCGUGAGAGAAUGAACUUGCGCUUUAAUGUCAUAUGUUGACGAAAUAACGUUAAUGAUCAAGCAUUGCCAUCUGAAUAUGAACUUUCAGUUAUUAUUCUUUGUGUAUGGUGUUUUAAAUUACGUUAAUUGUCAAAUUAAGUAGUUUAUUCUAGAAAUUUCUAGGUAAAUUCACAGGUAAAAAUCGUAUCACUAUGGUCUUUCCUACUCAUGUCUCCUUCUGCUGGAGUCUGACCUUUUUGACAAAGACAUCAGUUUCGUUGAAGAUCUGUACACGCGUUGAUCAUGCAUGCUGUUUCACAUCGACGUUUUACACUCUUUAAUUUUUUAUUUGUUGGCUUUUUAAUAAAUCGCUGUUGAUCAAAAGUUGUUGUCAGUACAGUCGAACCUACAUGUGCGACCACCUCCCAUAUGCGACCACCUGUAUCCGGCAAAACACAGGCACUUUCCCAGUCAAAUCCGUACAAUUAGAACCUCUCGUAAACGAAAAGCGACUGCGAUCACUUUUUGGCCUUAAAGCUAUAUUUCUUUCAAUUGUUUUCAACAUCUUGUAGGCAACCACUGCACUUGGCGCAUGUUAAGUUAGCUGACGAAAGUCCUACACUACUCACAGUAUGCGAAGGCCUUUUAGUGAGAACAGGAAACUAUGGCACAUAUUGUAACUCAAAACUCUUUGGGAAAGAGACACACGGCGGAUCAAUUCUACUAAGCGACGACUCUAUCUGACUUUGGGUGGUCGCGUACGGGAGAUUCGACUGUGUUGCAUAUACAGUCAGGGGCACCCAACGACCGUUUUCUGGGAAAUGAUCUGAAAUGGCUCGUUAUGCAUCCUGGAGUGCUUUAAAAGCAAUAUAAAUCAAUAAUUCGCAUCGCUAAAAAAAUUUGAUCUGUUCGGUCGUCCUAGGAGUGGUUUGAACCUCUCGAAUUUUUUAGGGCUGUUUUUCGCCUUUCCCGAAAAUAACAGCCUACAGUGAAAGCUUUCCGAAAACGUAAGAUUACCAGACGAGCUUUUCCCUUAGCCGAAAUUUUUAGGGGUCCUUUCAAUUUUGUUCCGAAAACUCUAUCUCUUGUGGGAAUGUCUUCGAAUUUUCUAGGGCGACGUAGAAUGUAUAGAAAAUUCUAGGUGUAAUAAUAAGAAUAAUUAUAAUAAAAAAAUAAGAAGAACAAAAAUAAGAACAAUAGAAAAGGCAUUUAAGUGAUUUUAAUGCCAGUUUCAAACGUCUUGUACCCUGCCGAACUCAAUUCGCACGGCACUUACUGAAAAAUCUGAAAUACGGCAUGGCACUGACUGAUUAGCCCGGUUUUUUGCUAUUCUUAGUUUACGAAAGCUACGAAAUUUCUAGAUGCCGAAAUCAGAAUCUAGAGAUUACUACAAAGAUCCGAAAUUCAUAGGUGAACAAACCACACAAAUCCCGAAACUCUGAGCCCAACAACCAGUCACCACGAAACAUUUUCGAAAUUUUUAGCUGUUCUUGGGCUCUCGAAAAUUUUAGCCAUUCUAGAGGGCUCCGAACAGAUAUUUCCCAGAAAACGGUCGUUGGGUGCCCCUGUAUACAGUCGACUCCCGAUAACUCGAACCCCCGCUAACUCGAACCAAAAUCGAUUUCCCCUGGAUUUCCGUCAUACUUUCACUGUAAUUUUACCCUCGGUAACUCGAACCCUCGAUAACUCGAACUCCCGCUAACUCGAACCAAUUUUCGUUUUCCCUCAGGUCAUUUUCUAUAUAAUUUUACCCUCGAUAACUCGAAUCAUGUUUUGAGCCCUUCAAAAGUCGGGAAAAAAGCCAUCUACGGGCGUCCGAAACAUUUAAUUUUGGAUUUCCUAGUAUAGUUUAAGUUGAGGCUGAUGUUGAUUGUCACAGGCUAACGUGAAGCACCUUUUCUUCUCAAAACAGUAAAACGCAUGCUCUAUUUAGGCCAUGUUUUGUUACAUUACGUUCUGUUUUAUAAUCUAGAAGUAUCUUUUAGAUGCAGUCGUUAAAUAGUCGUCGAGUCUUUUAUCCGCUAGUCAGGCCACACUGAAGCACGGAUCUGGUGCUUAGUAUUUAUCUCACUUAUAAUUACUCCGUUUUCAAGAAAUUCGUAUUUGCAAAAUACACGCAUGCAAGUCCUAAAUAGUCUUUACAAAGAAAUAAAGGAGUUUUAUCAGGAAAAGAUAUUUCCGUAGUGUCUCGCCUGGUGUCCAAGUCACUAGUAGUCAGAAGUUAGCUUGCACUGACGAUAACCUGAUUCCUUUGCUAUUGAAUGUACUACUUCACUAGUAUAGACAUUGUAAAUUUACUUUUGUGGUGGUUUCAUUGAUUGUCAGCAUGAGAGAAUGAACUUCAGGAACUUGGGCUUGAUGUCAAAUGUUAACGGAAGAGCAAAUAUGAUGAAUCAAACAUGGCCAUCUGAGUAUGAACUUUCAAUUAUUAAUCUUUGUGUAUGGUUUUAUUUCCCAAAUUAAGUAAUUUACUGUAGAAAUUACUAGGUAAAUUCACAGGUAAAAAUCGUAUUAGUCUUUUCUCCUGACGUCUCUUUCUACUGGAGUCGGACCUUUUUGACAAAGACAUCAGUUUCGUUGUCGAUCUGUACGCGAGGGUGCCGCAUUUUCCUUUUGAUAGGUGUAACUCUUCGUCUAAUAAAAUCCUCAAGUCUAGUGGUAAGGAUUAACCUGUUCCAAGGUUUAGGUGCUGCAACACUGAAAGGUCUGUCAAUAAACCUGGCUUUUCACCGCGACAUCGGUAGAAUAAAAAUCCUUUUGUUACCUCCUAACUUACAUAGUGACAUCUUUUUUCGAUGGUUUUCGAAACGUUCUUGUUAUCAAAAGGAUUUUUUCAAAGUAGGAAACAAUUCUUACAACUCUUAGCUUAGGUUGAUUUAUGAACUGAACACUGAGGCGGGACACGUAUUUCUGUUGUUAUACACUCGCUUGUAUGUGCUGUAGUCAAACUGUCUUUUUUACUUCCGUACACUACUGAACGGUUGCUUGGCCUUAUUCUAAUACGUUAAUCGUCAUGAAAAAAAUUAGAUUAGACUGAUGUAUGACUGACUGUGAAGGAAAACUACUUUUACUAUCGGAUUCAUAAAUUCCUGAACGAGCUCCUAAGCAUGAGACAGAUCAAUCCUGAUCUAAUCGUGUCAGAUGUUGGACAAUCGCAACCAGAAUGAAAUGAAUAACAAAAUAUAGAUGAUUUGAGAUUCAUUUAGAAGGAAAGAUAUUCCCUAAGUUUCAGUGAGCACCAGCCUUUUGUUCGAGUUAAUUGAAAGACUAGGAAUAUAACAACAUUUUUUUCCCGUACCUGCCACCAGGAGCCCAUAAGCUUAUGGUGUCCUGCUGCCAAAUUAUCAAAUUGAAACGAUAAAUACGUUUAUACACUCCCGUAGUUCCCCCGAAAACUAUCUGAUUCCAGACCCAAAUGGGCAAAGUCUAUACCCCUUUUCAGACCAAAACAAGGCAAAGCCUCUACCCUUUGGGGUGCUACAUACAUAUGUGGCUUAUAUAAGGGAGUACACCCUGGGGGGAAGUAAUGGAAUGCUGACGGAGAAGGUCGGAGAACGUUCGGCUUAACAGGUCAGUGGUGAUGACGUGUCACAUAUGACGUCAUACUACAUAGGCUGAGAAAUGUUCUACUUUUAUUGAUAUCAUGCAUGCUGUUUCACGUCGACCGUCCUUUUACACUCAUAACAUUUUUGGUUUUACUUUAAAAAAUCGCUGUUGACUGUUGUCAGUAAAGUCGAACCUCCCUGCGCGACCACCUCCCAUAAUUUUAAUUUAUUAGCUUUGCCCUGAUGAAUACCAAAAAACUGAAGAUAUGCAAAUACUAGUAAUAAGAACGUAACAGUACAUUAAUAAAAACUUGAAUAAUUUAGGCAGGGACACCGCAACAGCUAAAGCCAAUUACUGCUGACCCCAGGCGACCAAGCGACCACCAGGAUCCGGCAAAACACAAAAAAAAUCCCCAGUCAAAUCCCUAUAUAAGGGACUGUGCAAUAAUUAUCAGGGGGGACUGAAAAACUAGAGUUAUCUAGCAAAAACUUAGACAGUACCCCCCUCCAAAACAAAAAAAAUUAGUUCUAACCUCCCCCCUCUGUUAUGUUAAAAAUAACGUCGCGCCCCCCCUCCCACCACCCACCGACCCACACACACACCCACCCCUCACUGCCACCAUUGCCAUAGAUGCCUUUAACUAAAUACCUUUUAUAUUGUAUCGAGAAGGAUGUUGAUCACUUGAUUGAAGAUCACAAAGAGAGCAUAAAGCAUUUACUAAGUACCGGGGUGCUUACCACAUUGGUUUAAAAUCUAAAACUUCUGAAGCCAGAAAGAGAAAGGAGCAGAGAAAAAAAAUCAAAGAACAGGAGAUUGAACGCUUCAAAUAACAGACGAAAAAGAGCUUGCAUUGUAUUUAGAUACUUGGGAGGAGAGCCUGCUGAACUUUGUUAUGAGCCAGAUAUAUAUGGAAUUCAGCAAAUCGAUUCAGUCGAUGAAGAAACAUUACUUUUAUUCACAUCAAAAACCGACAAAGCUUGUCUACGAGAUCUGUUUGAUUCCCAUUGUUUUGUGGGGGAAGCUGAGAAACAAGUUCAUGAUUUUUGCUUUACAUAGGAUCAGCUCAAUUAAUUAGAAGACGGGUUAAAAUUGAUCAGUUGUGAAUUUGCUUUUCAUUUUGAUGGAAUAUUUUCAAUAAUAGUUUAACAGCUGUUCGUAUUGAUAUUUGUUACAGUCUAUCAUGAUGCCUGUAUUGAGAAUCUUUUACUGCGUUUAAUUUUAUUUACAUUGCGAAUAAAACUUAAGGCCCCCCCUCCGUCAAAUGAGUGAUUUUACUUUGAGCCCCCCCUAUCUUGGCAGCAAUUUUAUGUAAUGCCCCCCCUCUAGUUUUUCAGCCCCCCCUUCCUGAUAAUUAUUGCACAGUCCCUAAUCAGAAUCUCUCGUAAACGUUUUUAACCUCUUGUAAGCGCCACUUGAGGCAUGGCCAUGGUUUGAUCACUAUAUAUUCGCUUAGUGUCCUAUACUACUCACAGUAUGCAAAGACCUUUAGUGUGUCUCAGUCACCUUGGAAACGGGCCCCACCUUGCGACGGCUUCUUUAUUACAAAGUGUGACACAGUUAUUACAAAUUGCGACAGUUCGAACUAAAGGUAAAAAGGCAUUAAAAAUCUGGAUAUGAGGAUCUAGUAAUAAUCAUCUCUUUACUAAGCUACUAGCCAAACAUGGUAAACCCAACCUACCUCCCUUUGAUACAACAGACGGAUACAGAACAUGUUUUAAACUGUCUUGGGAUCAUUCCAUUUUUCGUGCUCUCCAUUUUCCCACUCCCCUAAAAAGGAGAACAAUGUCAGUAAGGUUUGAAUAAACCCUUUUGGAACUUUGAAUCUAGGUCAGUUGAAAGUACUAUUUUAGCGCAGUUGAACUUCCAUGCCCCUAACUCGGGGCACCGGCAGGUGGCCGCUCAACGAUUGGCUUAAUCUCAACCCUCGGACUUACGAGGGGGGGGGUAUGCUUGAUAAAAUCCAAGAUGGAGACCAUGUUUGGUGACGUCACAGCCUCUAGCAGCACCACCACCCAUAAAAUAUACCCCAUCUUGUAGAGAAGAUCAAAGGCUUUCCACUGAAGGCAAAAUCGUUUUGAAAUAUUGCAACGUACCAAAAACCUAAGGAGGGUUCGAUCAUCCCCCCCCCCCCCCCCUUCCUUGUACCACGGUGAGGGUAUGACUUUGCGUUUACGUCCGAGGGUUAAUUAGCAGAAACAUCAUUAAAAAAACAAACAAACAAACAGGCCACGGGAGCCGCAUUACUGAUCAUUACCCAAUCGGUAUCAUUACUGUAUUUUCCUUCGCCAUCAGUUUUGAGAAUGUAUCAAGCGGGUUGAUAGCCGUUACUGACAGAGGUUAAGGUGGCUCGAUACAGUUUUUCAGGGUCAAUACCUCCCAAGUUUGAGCAUAAACUACGUCGCCAUGAACAAAGAUUGUGAAAAAUUGCCACCACAGUUGUAUCAGAUAAAGAUGAAAAUUUGUUAUGAUUAAGGUUGCAAUGACAUCGGAGUUGUCGUAGCAACGAAAUGACGCUAUUACCUAUUUUUCUCGGCACUGGGAACUGUUCUUCCAAAAUCGUUUACGGGAGCUUUUUCUUCCAAUAGAGGCCUCGAUGUUCGUGAAGUUUAAGCGAAAUUUGUGAUGAAGUUUUUAUGGUUAGAAAUACGCUAAAAGAAUGGACAAUCUUGAUGUUUGGCUGUUAUCUGUAGCAAACGAAGCGCUUUCGAGAUGCAAUUUCACCUCAUAGUAGUUUCAAUCUUUUUAAAAAGGUGUGUGAAAGAUCAUGGAGAUAGCAGGCUCCAGCCGAUUGCUAGAAAGAAGGAUUUGAUUAGUAUGUAUCGAGGCGCUCUUGUUAGUGGUUUGUAAACAUUUUGGUCUGCUUUAACAAAUUAACGAAUAUUUUUUAAAACUAAAAGGUCAUAUAAAGGGAAGGUUAAUCUCAAGAAUCUUUAAUUUCUAAAGAAAUCCAUCGGGCGGUUUAAAAAUUAUUCGCUAAUUUGUUAAAGAAGAUUAAAAUGUUUACAAAACCGCUAACAAGAGCGCUUCGAUACAUACUAGUCAAACCCUUCUUUCUAGCAGUCGGCUGGAGCUAUCUCCAUGAUCGUUCACGCACGUUUUUAAAAAGAUUGAAACUACUAUGAGGUGGAAUUGCAUGCCAUAAGCGCUUCGGUUUCUACAGAUAACUAUCAAACAUCAAGAUUGUUCAUUUUUACCGUGUUUCUAACCAUAAAAAAUUUAUCCCAAAAUACCUCGAUAUUCGCUUAAACGUUACGAACAUCGAGGCCGUUAUUGGAGGAAAAAGCUCCCGUGAACGAUUUUUAAGAACAGUUCUCAGUGCCGAGAAAUACUGCUGCAAGCAAAAUAGCUAAUAGCGUCAUUUCGUUGCUAUGACAACUCCGAUGUCGUUGCAGCCCUGAUCAUAACAAAUUUUCACCUUUAUCUAAUACAACUGCGGUGGCAAUUUUUCACAAUCUUUGUUUAUGGCAACGUAGUUAAUUUAUGCUCAAACUUGAGAGGUAUUGACCCUGAAAAACUGUAUCGAGCCACCUUAAUUUACAUUUUUUAUUCUACCGUAAUUAUUUCGGAAUCGUAAUAACUGGCCGCUCAAUAUAGGAAAGCGGCAUCAUAGGUGGCCGCCUAAUGGAGGUUCAUGUAUUUUAUACCAACUCUUUGUGUUUAGUCUAACAGAGCGACAUUGGCGUAGAGUACAGUAGCCUAGUUAUGUCCGGCAAAUCAGUGAAACGAAAGUGGGGCGAAAACGGUGGCAGGAAAUAAAACUUGUUUACCAUGAUCAUAGUUAAUUGAGUGGAAUGGUUAUGAAACCCGUCAGACUCCUUUGUUCUAUGUUUUUGUGGACCUGAAAGUGCACAACAUUCAAAAGAAUUCCUAUCAUUUUGAUUGUAUUGACCAAUAAAAACGUUGCAUUAAUUUAUUCCGUAACAAUUUGCCAACAGAAAACAAAGUAUUGUGCACUUUCACGGUACUUCCAACAUAAACUGCAGCACUGUUGUUUUUAUCAUUGAUGUUUGCCGCUUUUCAUAACCAGUCUCCUCUAAUAACUAUGCCAUGAUUAUGUUGAGUUUCUGCUAUUUUUUAUUGUCACAUAGAGCUUUAUGUUAAACAACGAAAAAUUGUUUUUUCAAAAUCAGACAGCCAUGCUAGUUAGUGAUAUGACCGCUGUAAUGACUAGUUUAUUUAGGAUUGUUAUUGGUUGUUUGAGAGGAGUUUGCAGGUGUUGCCAACGACUUCCCGUUCAGGUUAUUGCUAACAACCAUCACAAAACACGUACGCAGUUUGAGCGCGGUCUGACAAAUGUUAUUACUUUCCACAGCUAUCACUACUGCUGUACUAUUUUCUCUUAGGAUUUCGUUUAGGAUUACGAAGGACCACGGAAACUUGGUAAGACCACAUCUAUAAUUUUCCUUUCUCUUAGAAAAGUCUCUUCCUUACUUUCUUGUUGUGCUAUUUAAAAAUGGCACAAUUUGCUUUUAUAAAGGGCUUCAUAAAAGUAGCGCUUAUAUUUACUUGAUUUUUAAACCGUUUCGAUUUUACAAACAUAUAUCUAGCUAGACUUUCAUAGAAAAUGCGACUACCCUAAAGACCUUGUUGUUCAUCAAGUUUAUUUUGUUUUCUUUGAAAAACGAAAAAUGCAUUAGUUGCAUUUUUCGUUCCUUUCUCCCCGCUCUCUCUCGCUGUACAAGCUAAGACAUUAGCCGACACCAGGGGCCCGUUUCCCAAACUUAAAGUCCCGCAGCUUUUCAGGCCCGAGCCAAAUAUUAAAAAUAAAAUUUGAACAAUGAAAGCGUGGUCCUAGUUGAAAAAAAAAAAAACAAAACAAAACAAAACAAAAGAAACAAAGAAAAAAUAAAAAAGCAGUCCAUUUUGUUUGGUGACCGAUGGGUAUGUUAUCGGUGACCGGUAAUUGCCGGAAAUUCCGAGGAAAGGACCCAGGACCCGAUGGAAGCGACGGAAAUUGAGCCUACAUAUUUUUAUUCCUUUUACAGUGGAUAAGCGUCGUUUUCGCUCUAUGGACAUCAACAAUUGGAACGUCUUCUGGAGUUUGUGCUUUGGGCUGUUGUCCUUUCUAAUCAUCGUUGGAAAUGCUCUAUCCAUAUCGAUACUUUUCAAGAGAAGGCUACGAAAGCGUCCUCAUUUCUUCUUAAUUAGCUUGGCUUUCGCUGAUCUCUUGGUUGGAUUAAUCCCAGUGCCACUUUACAUUAUCAUUCAAUACUCACGAUAUCGAAUUUUUGGUUUGGUUUAUAUUCGCGUGGAUAUGUUUGCAGGCUUAAGCUCGGUCUUCACCCUGGCGGCUAUUUCCCUUGAAAGACUACACGCAAUUGCUCGCCCUCUUCGCCAUCGACAACUCACCUUACGCAGCUAUGCGAUUGCCAUAGCAACCCCAUGGAUCUUCUCCCUUACUGUGACUUUAGUUCCCGUUUUUCCUUUUAUAACCUCUAUUCAGGCCAGUUCUGUGAUAAUUAUUAGCUUGUCAACACCUUUGUUGAUAACUUGCAUUUCCUAUUGUAUCAUUUGGAGGAAGCAAUCUUCUAGAAUUCCCAAUGACACUCAAGCAAGAAAGAAUGUUCACUUAAAUAGGACGCUGCUAUUGAUAACCGCAAUAUUUGUUCUGUCAUGGUUGCCUUUUCAAGUUUUAGUAGCUGUUUUAAAUUUCUGCAUCUCGUGUCAACGUUUAAACAAAACUCUGAUAAUUUUACUUUAUGUUAUUAUGCUUCUCCACUAUAGCAAUUCCUUUAUGAAUUUUCUAGUUUAUUGUUUUAGAAUGUCAGAUUACAGAAAAGCGCUUUCACGAAUGUUUCCCAAAUGCAGAUGCAGCCGUUAAAGGGUCGUCGAGUCUUUUAUCCGCUGGUCCACACUAAAGAAGGUCCCGUGCUUAAUAUCUAUCUCAUUUACUCUAUUAUCAAGCAAUUUUUAUUAUUUUUAUUUUUAUUAUUUUUAAUUUCAAGCAAUUUUUAUUAUAGACGCAUGCAGGCAGUAAGUAUUGACAAAGAAAUAAAAGUGAGUUUUAGGAAAAGAUAUUUCCAGUAGUGUCCAACAAGUAACCAGUGUCUUGCAUUAAAAUAAAACUCAGUUUGCACUCAGUAGAACCCAUGUAUUUCCCUUGCUAUUGAUUGUAGUUUACAAGUAAAGACAUUGUAAAUUUACAGUUUUAUCGUGUGGUUUCAUUGAUUGUUAGAGCUUGUUAGCAUGAAAGAAUGAACUUGGGCUCGAUGUCAAAUGUUAACUGAAUAACAAUACCAUAUCAAACAUUGCCAUCUGAGUAUGAACUUUUAAUCAUUAUGCUUUGUGUAUGGGUUUUUAAAUUACGUUUCUCAAAUUAAGUAAUUUUAUUCUAGAAAUUUCUAGGUAAAUUGACAGGUAAAAAUCGUAUUAGUCUUUUCUUCUCAUGUUUCUUUCUGCUGGAGUCUCACCUUUUUGACAAAGACAUCAGUUUCGUUGACGUUUGGAUCUGUAGACACAGUGACGCGUUUUCCUUUUGAUAGGUGUGACUCCUCGACUAAUGAAAUCCCAUCUAGCGGUAAGAAUUAACAUGUUCCAAGGUGUAGGUGCCGCAACACUGCAUAAAAGGUGUGUCAAUAUACCUUGCUUUUUACCGCGACAUUGGUAGGAUAAAAUCCUUUUGUUAUUUCCUAACUGACAUAGUGACAUCUCUUUCCGAUGGUUUUCGCAACGUUCUUGUUAUCAAAAGGAUUAUUUCAAAGUAAACAAUUGUUGCUUCUCUUAGCGUAGGCUACUUGGGGGUGGACCAUUUGAUUUUUGAUGGGGGGUUUGCAGGAUUUUUAGACUGCUAGAUAUUUUUUUUUAUUGCUCCAGCCCUGCAGGAUUUUUUUUUUUAAUCUCCCUGUCCUUGCAUGAUAUUUUUUUUAAUGGAAAUUUAAAACACAAAUUUUGAAGUUUAAUAACUUGACCAUCACCAGCCACUCAAAAUUCACCCUUUAGGCUAUUAAAAACCACCUUUACACGCAAUGCAUUUUUAAGUUUACAUCUUUCUUUCAAAGUAAUAAAGAGUUUCAUCUUUAUUCAGUGUACAAAGAAAUGCAUCUCCACUAACCUGCGGCUAGUUGAUUUCCCUGUCAGGCUAGUGGAUGUCAUACAUGCCUUCUCGACUCAAACAAAACUUUAUAUUGGUCUGUUGCAUUUUUAUAGGAGCUGUGACUAUUGCAUAAAAUAUUUUACAAUAAGCAGUCUUUAGAAAAUAGCAUUCUCAAAUAGACCUAUCUUAUGGACUGUUGCAUUUUUAUUUUUACUGUUGCAUAAAAUAUUUAUAGAGAAAAAUUUCAAUUGUUAUUUAUUGAUCAAAUGAUUUUUAUUACAAAUCACAAUUUGCAAUAUUUUAAAUAUUUAUAGAGAGAAUUUUUCUCUCCAAAAGCUGCGAUUAUUUUGGUCAGCACCGAGUAUCGAGACCUGGCUGCUCUGCAAAGCCACUACCGGAAGUCCACAUUUAAUGCACUAGCUCUUCAAAUCUGACAAAUCUGAUUGCCUGAAAACUGCAGAAUGAGUGCUCUGCACAUGCUCAAAAAUUGGGACCAGCGAGGGGUAUCAAUUCCAGGUGCUGACCAAAAGGAUUGCACCCUCUGGAGAUGAGAAUGUUGCAAAUAGCUAUUAAAGCUUUGCACCUUACAUGUAAAUUUGGCUAGAUAUGCAGAUGUACGUAUACAGGAUGUUGAAGACAACCUUGUUCAUUUAUAAAGAAAAUUUUAAACUGUUAUUAUUCUUAAGGCACAAUUGUUCUUGAUGGAUAAAUAUAGACAAUUUCUGCCAGCAUGUGGCUUAUUAAAGACAUUGUUAAAUAAACAUUUGUCACUACAGUUGUCAAUAGGUGAGAAAAUCAGAUUGGUAGUUGACCCCUUUGAAUCAUCUUUUAUAUAGGUACAUGAUCUAUAAAAUUACAAUAUUUCAAUGCCUAAAGAAUUAAAACAAUUACGUUUUAAUUUAUGUGCUACAGACUGUUUACUAUUGUUUUCUUCCCUUGAAAAUAGGCAAUGAACACAAAAGUAAUAGAACUCUGCAAAAACACGAAUGACCCAGAGGGAAAAAAAUGCUCUUCGAUCUAUUUGAUCGUCUUUUGUCUCGUGCACAAAUCCAGCGCAUCCGUUUCACAUUCUUUGUAUAUUUUGAACCCUGCACCAAUUCAAUGUGGCCUGCCUUUACUCUUGUUUGUCCCAUUUCCUUUUCUAUAAAGUAAAUCUUAUUUUGUUACAAAAAUACCUGCACGUGACAACUGUUAGGGUGGGAAUCGGAAUGCAUGAAUAUCUUUGAACCAUAAUAUCCUUCUAGAUCAGAGGGUUCACUUUAAUAGGAAAUCUAAUUGGUAAAUCAUGCGUCGCGCUUGCAAAAUACUAAUUCACGCAUCAAAAAAUGUGAUGCCCAGUCCUGUAUCAUGUGACUCAGGGCUACUUUUGGGGCCGUCACGCAUCACGCAAAAUCCUUUGCCACUCCCAGGUUCGAUUUUUUUUUCCUUCUUAAGAAUUCUGCGAGAAAUUUUUUUUUAACCAGAAACAUAUGCUCGAUAUUUUUUUUGGGAUUUGCACAACCCCCCCAUCAAAAAUCAAAUGGUCCACCCCUUAUGGACUGAAUAGGCGGGACACGUUUUUCUGUUGUUAUAUACUCACUUGCAAGUGCUGUACACAAAUUGUACAGCCUCUAGCUAACAAUUUUGUAAAAUUAAUAUAACUUAGAAGUAAUUGUAAAUUUUCAAUUUUAAUUGUUAGAAACAAUCUUAAGUUUGUAACUUUAUCUUUGCCUUUUUUACUUCCGUACACUACUGAACGAUUGCUUGGCCUUAUUCUAAUACGUGAAAAAAAAUUAGAUUAGACUGAUGUAUGACUGACUGUGAAGGAAAACUACUUUUACGGUCGGAUUCAUAAAUUUCUGAACGAGCUCCUAAGAGGCAGAUCAAUUCUGGUCUAAUCGUGUCAGAUGUUGGACAAUCGCAACCAGAAUGAAAUGAAUAACAAAAAUAUAGAUGAUUUGAGAUUUAUUUAGAAGGAAAGAUAUUCCCUAAGUUUCAGUCAGCACCAGCCUUUUGUUUGAGUUGAGUGAAAGUCUAGGAAUAUGACAACAUUUUUUUUUCCCGUACCUGGCACCAGGAGCACAUAAGCUUAUGGUGUCCUGUUGCCACCGACUAUCAAAUUGAAACAAUAAAUACGUUUAUACACUCCCGUAGUUCCCCCGAAAACUAUCUGAUUCCAGACCCAAAUUGGCAAAGUCUAUAACCGUUUUCCGGACCAAAACAGCGCCAAAACCUCUACCCUUUGGGGUGGCUUAUAUAAGGGAGUACCCCUGGGGAGAAAUAAUGGAAUGCUAACGGAGAAGGUCGGAGAAGGUUUCAACUUAACAGGUCAGUGGUGAUGACGUGUCACAUAUGACGUCAUACAAGGAUAGGCUGAGAAAUGUUCCACUUUUAUUGAUAUCAUGCAUGCGGUUUCACGUCGACCGUCGUUUUACACUCAUAACAUUUUUGUUUCUGCUUUAAAAAAAUCGCUGUUGAUUGUUGUCAGUAAAGUCGAACCUUCAUGUGCGACCACCUCCCAUAAGCGACCACCAGGAUCAGGCAAAACACAAAACCAUCUUCAGUCAAAUCCCUAUAAUCAGAAUCUCUCGUAAACGUUUUUAAUCUCUUGUAAGCACCACUUGAGGUACGGCCAUAGUUUGAUCACUAUAUUCGCUGAAUGUCCUAUACUACUCACAUUAUGCAAAGACCUUUAGCGUGUCUCAGUCACCUUAAAAUUGGCCUCUAAGCUAAUUUUCUCAAGCUCUUGUGGACAGUUAUUACAAAUUGCGACGGCUUCCUUAUUAAAAAGUACGAAACGGUUAUUACAAAUUGCGACAGUGCGACCUAACGGUAAGUGUUAAAGACAUUAAAAAUUUGGAUAUGAGGAUCUACUAAUUAUCAUCUCUUUACUAAAGCUACUAGCCAAACAUGGUAAACCCAACCUACCUCCUUUCGUCUUUUUGAUACAACAGACGGAUACAGAACAUGUUUUAAACUGUCUUGGGAUCAUUCCAUUUUCGUGGACCCCAUUUUCCCCCUCCCCUAAAAAGGAGAACGAUUUCGAUAAGGUUUGAAUAAACCCGUUUGGAACUUUGAAUUUAGGUCAGUUGAAACCACCAUUUUAGCGCACAGUUGAACCUCCAUGCGGCCACACUCGGGGCACCGGCAAGUGGCUUCUUGAUGGCGGUUUGCCACUCAAAGAGUGGCUUAAUCUUAACCCUUGGACGUACAGGAGGGGGAGGGGAUGGGUGGCUGCCACCCCCCCGUAAGAUUUUUCUGAUUUUUUUCCUAGACGAUAAAAUAUCAGCACCGGCCUAAAGUUUUCUGUAGCUGUUUGUUUAUCCUUCGCGCACAUUUUGAGACAAGUUUAGUGAUGGUCAGUUACUAUGGUUACGAGAUAUGACGUCAUAAGUAGCAAGUGGUCGAGCCAUUUUUGAGUGAAAAUGCAUGUUUUUUCAACUUUUUUCAACAAUAAAAGUAAAACUUGUGGAUGAAAUGAUACAAAGUAAUUAUUAAUGUGUUAUUUUACAUGUUAAAAAUUAUUAAUUCUCACUUUUUUUACCUGACUUCUAAUGCUUGAUAAAAUCCAACAUGGCGACCAUGUUUGGUGACGUCACAGACCUCCAACACCACCACCACCCAUAAAAUAUACCUCCUCUUUUAGAGAAGAUCAAAGGCUUUUCACUGAAGGCAAAACCGUUUCGAAAAAGUACAUAUAGUGCAACAUACCAAAAACCCAAGGGGGGGGGGGUUCCCUCAACCCCCCCCCCCCCCUUGUACUACGAUGGGGGUGUGUUUGUUGCGUGUACGUCCGAGGGUUAAUUAGCAGAAACAUCAUUAAAAAAACAACAAACAAACAAACAGGCGACGGGAGCGGCAUUACUGAUCAUUACACAAUCGGUCAUCAUGACUGUAUUUUCCUUCGCCAUAUUUUGAGAAUGUAUCAAGCGGUUGAUAGCCAUUAAAACAGAGGCUUAUAUAUUAAUUUUCAAUUUUCCAUUCUACCGUCAUUAUUUCGGAAAUUUAAUAAGUGGGCGCUCAAUAAAGGGAGGCAGCAUAAUAGCUGGCCGCUUAAUGGAGGUUCAUGUAUUUUAAAUCAACUCUUUGCGUUUAGUAUAAUAGAGCGACGUUGGCGUAGAGUACAGUAGCCUAGUUAUGUCCGGCAAAUCAGUGAAACGAAAGUGGGGCGAAAACGGUGGCAGGAAAUAAAACUUGCUUACCAUGAUUAUGUUGAGUUUUCGCUAUUUUUUAUUGUCACGUAGGGCUUUAUGUUAAGCAAAUAAAUUGUUUUUUUUUUUAAACCAGACAGCCAUGCGUGUUAAUGAUAUGACCGCUGUAAUGACUAGUUUAGUUAGGAUUAUUAUUGGUUGUUUGAGAGGAGUUUGCAGGUGUCGCCCACGACUUUCCUCUCAGGUUAUUGCUAACAACCAUUACAAAACACGCACGCAGUUUGAGCGCGGUCUGACAAAUGUUAUUACUUUCCACAGCUAUCACUACUGCUGUGCUUUUUUCUCUUAGGAUCGAUUUCGAUUAGGAUUACGAAGGAGCACGGAAACUUGGUGAGACAACGUCUGUAAUUUUCCUUUCUCUUAGAAAACUGUCUUCCUCACGUCUUUUUUGUACUAUUUAAUUAAAAUGGCACAAUUUGCUUUUAUGAACGGCUUUAUGAAAGUAGCGCCUAUAUUUACUUAAUUUUUGAAUCGUUUCAAUUUUACAAACAUAAAUCUAGCUGGACUUUCAUAGAUAACGCGACUACCCAAAACUCGUUGUUGUUCAAGCAAGUGUUGUUUUGUCGUUCAAAAACGAAAAGUGCGUCACUUGCAUUUUUCUUCCUUUCCUCUCCUAAUCCUUUCUCCUCGCUCUCUCUCGCUGUACAUGCAUGCUAUAUAAAGCUAAGACAUGAGCCUACACCAGGGGGCCGUUCCUCAAAUUUAAAGUCCCGCAGCUUUUCAGGCCCGAGCCAAAAUCUGAACAAUGAAAGCGUGGGUCCUAGUUCAAAAACAAAACAAAACAAAAGAAACAAAGAAACAAACAAAAAACACAAAAAAGCAGUCCAUUUUGUUUGGUGACCGAUGGGUAUGUUAUCGGUGACCGGUAAUUGCCGGAACGUCCGAGGAAAGGAAGAAAGGACCCGGGACACGAUGGGAACGACGGAAAUUGAGCCUACAUAUUUUCAUUCCUUUUACAGUUAAAAAUAGGCGCCGUUUUCGCCAAAUGGACUUCAACAAGUGGAACGUCCUCUGGAGUUUGUGCUUUGGGCUGUCGUCCUUUCUAAUCAUCGUUGGAAAUGCUCUGUCCAUAUCAAUACUUUUCAAGAGAAGGCUUCAAAAGCGUCCUCAUUUCUUGUUAAUAAGCUUGGCUUUCGCUGAUCUCUUAGUUGGAUUAAUUGCAGUGCCACUUUACAUCAUGAAACAAGCAGAUAUACCACAUUUUAGUUCAACUACUUAUUCGGUUUUUUUAUGCGUGGAUAUGUUUGCGGGCUUAAGCUCGGUCUUCACCCUGGCGGCUAUUUCCCUGGAAAGACUCCACGCAAUUGUUCGCCCUCUUCGCCAUCGACAACUCACCUUACGCAGCUAUGCGGUAGCCAUAGCAGUCCCAUGGAUCUUCUCCCUUAUUGUGUCGUUAUCUUAUUUGCUCUCAGUUUUUUCCGUUAUAACCUCCCUUCAGUUCAGUUAUGUGAUAAUUAUUAGCUUGUCAACACCUUUGUUGAUAACUUGCAUUUCCUAUUGCAUCAUUUGGAGGAAGCAAUCUUCUAGAAUUCCCAAUGGAGCUCAAGGAAGAAAGAAUGUUCACUUAAAUAAGACACUGCUAUUGAUAACCGCGACAUUUGUUCUCUCUUGGCUGCCUUUCCACGUUUUAAAAAUUGUAAUCAGUUUCUGUGUUUCUUGUGAAAUCGUUCCUGUUAAACUAUAUGUUAUGAAGUUCCUUCACUAUAGCAAUUCCUUUAUGAAUUUUCUAGUUUAUUGUUUUAGAAUGCCAGAUUACAGAAAAGCGCUUUCAAGAAUGCUUCAUAAAUGUAGAUGCAGUCGUUAA